CGGGAGCCAAUCGCCCCGGAGGAAAGCGUGUCGCUUCUGCUCGGGCGACGGAGGCACGCCCCAGCCAGCGGUCGGGGCCAGAGUCCGGGGAGCCUAGUGCUAAGUCCCAGGGCGAAAGAGGCUCCGGGGCGCGCGCCGCCGGUGUUGCGCGCUCGAGGCGCCCUGGCCGGGGGGAUGCCCCUGUGCGGGCUCGGCGACUAGCCCGACCGCUUGGUGCAUGGCCCAGCUAUGGAGGUGGUGGACGAGACCGAGGCUCUGCAGCGCUUCUUCGAAGGUCAUGAUAUUAAUGGAGCUCUUGAAGCAUCAAACAUUGACACCAGCAUCCUGGAAGAAUACAUCGGUAAAGAAGACUCACAAGAUAUUUCUGAUUUAGAUUCCAUCUCUGAAAUUCCAGCCUCAGCCGGUUAUCCUCAUACUCAGCCUGCCACUGUAAAUGCAUCUGUCUCCAGUAUUGGUCAUGUAAUUACUCCUGCACCCAGUGGUAACUUCCAUCAUGGUCCCCCAAGCACCCAAGUCCCAGUCCGUCAUGGUCUCCAUCCUGGCCCUUCAAGCAGUCAAGUUCCAAUACGGCACGGUCCCCCCUUGCCAAAUCCAUGUGGGUCCAGUUACAGUGCUCAUCUCAACUGCAAUAACAACAAUGGCAUGGUAGUACCCAAAGGGUUUCUCAGUGGCCACUGCCUGUCUAACAUUCCCCCUCCAAUCAAAUCAGAAGCCUCCUACACAUCUGGCACUUUACCCGACUCUCCCCCAGACUCUGGAUCCGAAGCUUACUCCCCUCAGCAGGUGAAUGAUCCUCACCUUCUUCGAACUAUGACUCCUGAGAAUAUGUGUCAAGUUACUCCCCCUUCACGGUUAGAGCAUCCCCCACCCCCUCCGCCUCCUCCACCCCCACCCCACCUUCAGGGACUGCCACCACCUCCUCAUCCACACCAGCAGCACAGCCAUCACUAUCCCAGCAUGCAACGGGACAUGUACUCGAAGGCUGAGCCUCUGAUGCCACAGUUCACUAUAGGACAAGGCAUGUCACCUGGUGACCUCCAUCAUGCUCAGCAGUCGCAGAUGCUUCAUCAGCUACUUCAACAACAUGGAGCAGAACUUCCAGUGCACCCUGCCAAGAAGAGGAAACACUCGGAGUCACCAUCAAACACUCUCAAUGCCCAGAUGUUCAAUGGAAUGAUAAAACAGGAACCAGGCACAGGAUCUGUGCCCCUUAACCCUGACAGAGUUCAGACACCUCCCUGGCAUCAGCAGGGGGCACUCUCCCCAGGACUGAUUCAGGAUAAUGACAGCUUGAACAGCUCUUCCUAUUUGGAUCCCAACUACCAAUCUAUAAAAUGGCAGCCACAUCAGCAGAACAAGUGGUCCACUCUGUAUGAUGCCAACUAUAAAGAGCUACCUAUGCCCACAUACCGAGUGGAUGCAGAUAAAGGCUUCAAUUUCUCUGUGGGAGACGAUGCUUUCGUGUGCCAGAAAAAAAACCACUUCCAAGUCACCGUGUACAUUGGUAUGAUUGGAGACCCCAAAUAUGUCAAGACUCCUGAGGGUCUGAAGCCACUUGAAUGCUUCUAUCUGAAACUGCAUGGGGUGAAGGGUCAAUUUGCCUCCAGAGCAAGUCACAAAGGUCACAGUGGGGCGGCUGCACUUCAGUGAGACCACGGCCAAUAACAUGAGGAAGAAGGGGAAGCCUAAUCCUGAUCAAAGGGCUUCUAAUCCAGGUCAAUUUGAGAGUGACAGUGAUGUACUUUGGCAACGCUCUCAGCUACCUGACACUGUCUUUCACCAUGGCCGAGUUGGCAUCAACACAGACCGACCUGAUGAAGCCUUGGUUGUCCAUGGCAAUGUAAAAGUUAUGGGUUCCCUUAUGCAUCCGUCAGACAUCCGAGUAAAAGAUGAUAUCCAAGAGGUAGACACCACAGAACAACUGAAGAGAAUCUCCCGUAUGCGGCUGGUGCACUAUAAUUAUAAGCCAGAGUUUGCUGCUACUGCUGGCUUGGAGAAUACAACUGAGACAGGUGUUAUUGCUCAAGAGGUGAAGGAAAUUCUUCCAGAAGCAGUAAAAGAUUCUGGGGAAAUAGUCUUUACCAGUGGGAAAAGUAUUGAGAAUUUCCUUGUGGUAAAUAAGGAGCGGAUUUUCAUGGAAAAUGUUGGGGCUGUGAAGGAGCUCUGCAAACUGACUGACAACCUGGAAAACCGGAUCGAUGAACUAGAGAGGUGGAGUCAUAAACUGGCCAAGCUCAAAAGGUUGGACAGCAUGAAGUCAACUGGAAGUUCUGGAGCAUUCAGCCAAGCUGGGAGUCAGUUCAGCCGUGCAGAAAGCAUACCGCAUAAAAAGAGGCCCCCAAAAGUGGCAGGCAAGGCUCCCACACAAGGUGUCAAAGACCAAGCUUGCAUCAGCCAACGUUUUCUGCAAGGUACCAUUAUUGCUUUGGUGAUCAUCAUGGCAUUCAGUGUGGUGUCCAUGUCUACACUCUAUGUGCUAAGCUACCGCAGUGAGGAAGACCUUGUGGAUAUUGAAGGCUCUUUUGCUGUGCCUACUUCUUGCCUUCUGGCUCUUUUUCAGCACAGAGGUCCUGGCGUCCCAGUUGCUCUCUGUCCAUGGUCCAGUCAGAACAUAGAUAAAAAUAAGGUGACAUUUUCCACUACUGCAUCAUCAAAUACCCCCAACAAUGCUUCCCCUUCAGAGAAUGCCACAACCCAUGUACCUGACUUGUCCCCUGCCUUGCCUGCCUAUAACAUAGUAGUUUGUUUCAACCCACCUUGUUUUUCUACCUGUUGUUCUUCUGUUCUCAACAACAUAUCUACCCCUGGACCUUCUGGGACCACUACAGUUGCCACCAACCGGAUAGACCAAAGCUUCUUGUCACUCCUACCAGUGACAAACAUCAAAGCCAAAUCGAGGGGGAUCACCGGCAAGACAGCUUCCCACACAAAAUGGCCAAAGACUGCUGACCGAUCACGGGGCUUUGGGGGUCCCAAUGCCAGUCCCUCUUCCCUCUUCACCAAUAUCCAGGGCAAGUCCAAAUAUGUUGCCAACCUUCCCCUCACAUACAACAGCUUUCCUUCCGAUCGGACAUCACGGCAGCGACGGAGCAUCAGCCAACCAAAUGCUAAAGAGCUUGGCAUCGCAAGAACCAAGCAUAAUGAAACAGCUCCUGUGCUCCAGUCUGUGUCACUAUUGGAGGCGAAUGUGGUCAUCUUACCCCAGGCCUGUGCUACAGGGGACGACUGCAGGACUGGAAAUAUCACUUAUCGCAUUCCCAUCAGCAAAUUUACAUCAGUGAACACAAAUCUUACUUUGGAAAUGAAUGCUUCCUCAGCUGUAUCUGGCUAUCUUUGUAAUCUCACAUCCAAUAGCCCAUGUCUGCACACUGAAAAUGACCUAGACAGCUUGUCUAAUGCAACAGAUAUUCAGGGAGCAACAUACCGCUGGCCUGUGGUCAUGAUGCCAUUCCAGGAAUUUACUUACCAUUUCCGAUUAGCUAGGCCUGGCCAAGCUAACUGCAGUACCCCUGUGGAGCAGAUGGGCUCUCUCUUUAAUGACUACUAUUUCCAGUUUUAUUGGCUCUGUGAAUGAGUCUCGGGAACACCUGCACACUUUUGAUAGAAGCAGAAAAACGAUGGGCUCCAAGACUCACUUGACUGAAUACUCUCUUCAAAGAACACUACGCCCUGACUAGUUGCUUCUAAUCGAUAAUCCCUUCCUUUGGGUCCGAGUUACUUUGGUUUCCUUCCUAGCAGAUGGAUGUUAAUCUUAGAAUGUCAUAUAUUGGGAAGGAAUAGUGCCACAAGCAAAACAAGGAAAUACAGAGGCAUUUUGUUUUCUUGAUUUGCUGUAGGAUGCUAGAAUUCCUCUGGCCUCUCUGAGUACACUGGAUUUUAUAAUUGUAGGCUUGACCAUGCUUGUGUUCAGUCUAUUUGGACAUCUCAGAACUGAAAGAUAUGGCUUGACUGGAAACAAAUCUUGGUGCCCAGAAAGUCAAUGAAGCAGCUUUUUAAUGCAUAUUUCUUACCAAUGAUGUUAGAAGUCCUAUUCUAAAAUGGAAACACUGGAUCUGUCUGAAAAGGAAUUCUAUCUAGAUGUGUUGCAAGUCGUACACUGGAAUUUUCAACUUUUUAGCUGGCAGUCAGAUGCUUCUCUUUAAAGCUAUGCUUGGCAGAAAUCCUGGUGACACUGGAAUUCAGGGCUGAUAGUUGUUUUCAAUAGCAAUAACCAAUGGAAAAGCUAUGGGGUUUACCUCUCACUUCUUCCUUCUUUUAUCUUACUAUAAAUUUGUAUUUGGCAGACAACAAACCUCAAGGACCCUGCAAAAGCCACUCUGAGGCAGGUCACAUUUGCACCCAAAGUGCCUUCUUUUCAGGACUGGAUGAAGAUGCUUCUCAAGAAGAUAGCUCUCUUCUUCAAAUAUACUUGAGAAAAUAGCCCCUGGGCUCUGCAACUGGACUUCACAAUGCUGGUAUCGAAAAAGCAUUGACUGAAACCUUUUAAAUCCCACUAUCUGUCACUGCCAAAAAUACAUUCAUCCCAAAGAGAAUAUGGAAAAACUUAUAAGUAUUAACCCUUGUGCCAGAAACCAGGAAAAGGCGGCCACCAGAAGCAACGUACGCAAAAAAUAUCUACACUGAUAUUUUUUUUAAUUCCCUAAGGGGUCACAGGGACUCUCUAUGAGGUAACAAACAAAAUACCUUUCUUCAUUCUAGGCUUUGAAUAGUCUUCAUGUUUCAGGUAAUUUACUGUUACAAGAUUUUAAUUUGCUAAACCACUUGUGGUGGGGUUUUCACCAAAAAAAGAAAAGAAGCAGCAGCCAACAUUCAAGUCAAUUAUUGAUUGCCUUGUCUCUCAUAGGAAACCAAAGUGAAAUCCACACUGACUGCCAACCUGAGCCAAGAUUUUGAAUUAGGUGCUGAGAUAAGUCAGAUGUAUAAGCACAAUGUCAAGGUAUCAGCCUUUUGCGCUCAAUUCAAAGACAAAUGAGUUAGGUUGGUUCAGGCACUGGCCAUUUCUUUCUAAAAUAGUUAAAAGAUGAUUUAUGUAGGGGCAACAACAGUUGCAUCGAGAACAAGGAGGUAAUCUAAUGGGGAAAGUAAGAAACUGCUGGUUCAGCUCUCUCAACCAGAAUGAAAUUACUGUAUAAAGAAUAUAUGAAAAGAAGCCUUCCUGCCUCUGACAUAUUCCAGCCAUCCAGCACUACAAGCUUUUAAAUUGGAUUACUGUAGUUAAAAAUGACUAAAGUAGACCUUGGCUAUUGGUAUUUUUUAAGCAUUGGUGUGUUUGCGAAAACAUACAAUAGAGUUGCCUGCAUUCUUUGGUGGAACUGCCACAUUAUUAAUUUAUCUAUUACCAGGUAGGCAUACUUUUUAGGUUAUUACCAGUGAUGCAUAUUUGACACUGCAUUGUAAAUGCUAAAAAUCGCACUUCUCAAGAGAAAAACGAUAGCUAAAAAUAGUUUUAUGAGAACACUUCUAAUAAAUGUAUUAAUAUGUAUGCUAACCUAGCAGUUCGAAAGCAUGCAAAUUUGAAUAAAUAGGUACCAUUUUAGUGGGAAGGUAACAGCAAUCUGUGUCUCUCAGUCAUGCUGGCCCCAUGACCACGGAAAUGCUGGCCCCCUCAGCUACCGUAGGAAACAGAGAUGAGCACCACCCCCUAGAGUCGGACACAACUGGACAGGAGAAACUUUUACCUUUACCUUUAACCUGUUUUCACAAAAUAAUGUACUGGUCUAAUUGUUCUUCAGGAUGCUUUAAAGCAAAUGGUACUUAUGGAUGCAAUAUAAAAUUAAUUCAUUGUUAACGAUUGACAUCUUUCUUUGGGAUGCUGUAUGUGUUGCGUGACCAAAAAUAGCUCCUAAAGAAAAACAGCAGUUAGGUAUUACUAUUCAUUGGGGGCAGCGAUAAUACACUUGAUGAUAUAGGGAGAAGACAAAAAAGUUUUAGUUAGGUCCACUCAGAGAAAAUAGACAUGUAAAGACUGGCAUGGCUGUCAUUACUAGUACUUGCCACCAGCUGGCAAUGUUGCACAAGAAAGAAUUAAUGAUCAGUUUUUGUAUACAGAUACAGUAAGAGCUCUAAGGAGCAAACAGUCAUGAAGUAGGAAAUCUUUAAUACAUACAGUAUUUAAUUUGGCACUUAAUUUCAGAUAACUAACAUUAACUCAAACUGGAAUUGUAAUUUAUUGAUGUCAUUACUAUAGGUUUUAAACAUUGAAGAUAAUAUAUAUUUUAGGUAAGGCUCUCUGGCAAAAAAAAAAAAAAUUAAACUGUAGUCCUGUACUCAACGUUCACUGAUGAGUAGCAGAAAGAAAUCAAUUUGAGUUCAGCAAACUUCCAUAAGGAUGUACUGCUAAGCACUGCUUAUUGAAUGAUUGCACUGAUUGGCGUUUCAGUGCAGAAUUGAGCUUCAGUUAUUAUGAAGACAGCUGUUGCCUGUACUUCUCUAGGCCAUCCUUGGUAGCAUUAGCUUCUCUCUUCACCCACUGUUCUGUUUUCCUCUUUCCCUCUACAUUCUUUUUUUCUUCUUCUCUUCCUCCUCCUCAGUGCCUUAGUUUGGAUAUAAUUGUAAUAGAACCAAUGUAAAGGAGAAUAGAGGAAAAUAUUGUACAUUUUAACAUGAUUUUGUUUGGAGUCUUUUUCCUCUAAACACACACUAGUGCUCAUAAUAACAAGAAAAUGAUGAACCCAUGGGCCAGAUAAAAUCUUUCUUUUAUGGUUAUUCUUGGGAUGCUGACCAUUUAAUCAUGUAAGCAUUUAUCAGGGACCAGUAUGAGAUGAAACAAAAUGCUUAAAAAACCAUGGAGGGUUUGUUUUUUGGAACUAUUCUUUUUAAUUCAUGAUUUUGUCCAUCCUUAUUCAUUUGCAUUCAGCCAUUGCUAAAAUUUAAUUCUUGUUUAUCAUUGAUGAGUACAAUUGUACUCAUUUAGAUCUGCUUCAAAGCAGAUUUUAUCUUUCUAGAACCAGCCAUGCAAGUAUCCAACACCCUUCCAGCUUCCUAUUGUCUAAGCAAUGAAAUGCAAAUCAAGAUACACAUUUACACCCCCUCACAAUCCUGCUUACCACCUGCCUAUUGGCCUGUCAUGACCACGCUUCUGAAGGUAGUAUAAGAACUGCUGUCAUUCUAGAGGCUUGCAUCAAUCCUGGCAUUUUUCCAUGUCAGGGUUAAACUCUUCCAGCUUCCCACAUAGUGGAAUCUUCCAAUGUUAUUCCAGCCAAAUGGAAAGAAGUCCUGCAAUGGUGCCCGUUUAGUUAAAGAAGUGCAAGUAGUAACUCAUAGAAAUGGAAGAAUUCCUUGUUCCUUUUGAUUCCAUCUUAGCUCUAGUAUGGCUCUUCUCAGCAGCAAGGUGCCAAAAUACUCUCUUAUUACAAGUAGUAAGAAAUCUUUAAACCCUUAGUUAAGAGCUAUUCAUUUAAAAACAAUCUGAUGAGGACAUUCACAUUUUCCUGACUAUCCCUUUGCCUACUCCUCAGUACUGAUAUAAAUAGCUAACUCACCACUGUUAUCUAUCCUGAUCAAGGUGAGGCAGCAAAGACAAAA
This is a messenger RNA of Thamnophis sirtalis, 7524 nucleotides long. The record is from RefSeq and is a predicted model, not a curated record. Lineage: Eukaryota; Metazoa; Chordata; Lepidosauria; Squamata; Natricidae.